GACCUCGGUCUUGGAAAUUUUAGACAUCAUAAGGCUACGCUUACGCCUGCAUUUAACUCCAUUCAAUGUUUUCAACGGUCCCCUACCUGUCUUUUCUCCCUAUAUAAGAGGAGAUUCUCAACACCAGCAGAUAUAGAGAUUACGGAAUGAUAGAAAAGAGGGGCUGCAGACUCGCUAGAUAUAUUCAUAGAGAGAGCAGAUCUAUGGCAAAGUGGAGUAUUGUUAUGCUUGUUCUUGCAUUGGUUGUGGCUCACGCUACUGCAAGAAAUGUGCCUGCAGGUGCUGGUCUUGAAGACCAAAAGAACUUCCUCAGUUACGGUGGAGUUGGCGGUUUCUCUGGUGUUGGCUCUAAUGGCUUGCCAUUCGGUGGAGUUGGGGGCCUUGGCGGUGCAACUGGGCUUGAUGGAAAUGGAGGUCUAGGAGGACUUGGUGGCGGUGGCUUGGGUGGCAUUGGUGGUGCUGGUGCUGGCGGUGGAUCAGUUGGAGGUGCUGGUGGUGGUGGCGCUGCUGGUGGAGUUGGAGGUGGUGCUGGUGCUCUUCCAUUUCCUUGAAAUGGAAGGCUUUACCCUAAUUAUAGCUAAGUAAC
This is a messenger RNA of Durio zibethinus, 586 nucleotides long. RefSeq lists its product as uncharacterized. The record is from RefSeq and is a predicted model, not a curated record. Lineage: Eukaryota; Viridiplantae; Streptophyta; Magnoliopsida; Malvales; Malvaceae.